Chondrus crispus (carragheen) is the source of this 2178-nucleotide messenger RNA. RefSeq lists its product as hypothetical. Bases 1 to 903 code for a protein of 300 amino acids. The transcript is spliced from 2 exons. Gene Ontology annotation, biological process: ubiquitin-dependent protein catabolic process; protein deubiquitination. Lineage: Eukaryota; Rhodophyta; Florideophyceae; Gigartinales; Gigartinaceae. The record is from RefSeq and is a predicted model, not a curated record. Gene Ontology annotation, molecular function: cysteine-type deubiquitinase activity. Gene Ontology annotation, cellular component: cytoplasm.
AUGUCCCAUUCCUUCGCUCAGGAGGAUCCCCACCCGAACAAGGAAAAUAGUAUCAUGUUCUGCACCCAGUCUAUGGAUAACGCGUCCGCUACACAGGGCUUGCUGGUGUCUGUUUUGAACAUCGCAAGGGGUGCCAGCCAGAGCUUCAACUUAGGCCCAGAACUUACUCGACUAAGGGCUUUCAUGCAGCCCAUGGAUCCCAUCCUGCGCUCGGCGGCCAUAUGCAGUUCGGAGGUUGUCCGCAAUGCCCAUAACAAGGCCGCUCACGAACAGCCUGGUGGUCAUCCCCAGAUGUUGGACGAAGACGACCGCCUGCAGACUAUUAUCCUUGCCGAUGAGCUUUGGAUGUACACUGUAUUGCUUCCAGAUGCAGCUGGAAAAGUAGUCUACGAACUACAAGGUGUUGCGGAUCAAGCCAAGAGGGUAGGAGUGUGCGAAGGCACCGAUCAGGACGACUGGUUGCCCCACGGCAUUGACUUUAUCAAAAGAAAAGCUACCACUUUUCAAGAGCACAACACCCCGUUUCUAUUUUUUGCAGUGGUCGAGGAUACACCCGAGAACAGCACGGUGCGCGCAGCGAACAAGCGGAAAUCGACCUGGUCGGACGGUGACUCUUCGUCGCCGGAGUUGCAGCAGCAAUCAUCUGAGGAGGAAAAGGAGGGUUCAGACGUGGCGCCAGCCGAGUCAGCGGCGGAUAGGGAUAGCGACAAGCCAGAAGGUGGGGACGAAGUCGACGGAGAGACGAUUCGAGAAGAGGUGCAGAGAAUACGGGCAACGCACAACUAUGACGCUUUCUUCACAGAGUUUUUGAAGCUGCUUGCGAGCAGAGGGGACUUAAACGCAAUGAUUCGAGCACAGUCCGAGUACGGCACGGGACCGGAGAGCGACAGGUAUGACGAUUGACGAAAUUCAAUCCCUUCUGUCGACGAGAAAAUUGUGUCGUGGGCACGCUUGGUCUUUUGGUUGGGUCAGGACCCGGACUGAGAAACGGAUCUGGAUAUCGAAGCAUGGCUUUGGCCUGCGGUUUGGCUUCCCGGUGGAGCUAAUGACAAGCUUCUGGAACGUGGCAAGAGAGAAGUGCAAUAAAAUUCAAGAUGAGGCGAUCCGCCAGUCUUUCCGGCCGCGGCGAUGUUGUGAAGUUGGGGUCUUGGCUACCUUUAGCUUCUGGUUUGAUCAUUCGCAAGAAUGCGGGACAUUCAAGUGCAGCAUGGAAUGACACGCCCGUAUAGUUUUCGUUUAUCUUAGGUUGCGAACACCGUCUGUGAUUCACGCCCUGAUUAUGCAAUCCUCUAUGUCAACAUAUCUGGGUGCGGUUGGCCUGUCACUUCGUUCAGUCGAGCGCACCAGAGCACUCUUGUCACAUGCCAUGAGCGACUGGACCUGGGACGGAUGAAGAGAGAACAAGAAGUGUACGGUACAGGUAUUGCUAUCCCUGAGACGUGAGGAGCCGGAAGUCUGUGGAUACCUUUGUGACGGUGCUUCGGAGCCUUAUGGGAAACGAAAGGGUGAGAAGGCAGGAGACGCGGUGGAGCAUGUUAGGCGUGCGUGGACUACGGUCGACAAAAGAAACUAGCGGGGCCAUGGAGGCUAUGACAGAGGCAUGGUUUGCUUCCACCGUGCUGCUCCAGUUGAAAAUCUUGUUGGCGAAGGCCGACGAGAUGCAUCCUUGGAGAGGGCAAGUAUGAAGGAUACAGUAGGCGUACGUGGUCCUGGUGUUCCUACAGUGCCGUUGAUGCGGAACGGUAAUUGUGAAGAAGAACGGUGGAUAACGCGCGUGCGAGGGUAAGGGGUCUCAUGUGCGGAAACUGGGAGAGGAUGUGAGGCUACUGAACGGCUGUUUGGGACCGCCGGAAGCAACGGGCCAAAUUCCAACUACACGUAUGGCUGACGGUUGGCAAUUCAAUCAAGUGCAUUUGCUGCGUCAAGGUGAGUGUCUCGGAGGGGAUGUUACGCUCUUUGAUGCCGAUACUUGUACCAAGUACCAAGGAGCCUUUGCAUCCACCGCUUUUUCUUCUCAUGUUUUUGUCCCUCAAAAACGUGCCGAACCUGCUCGAAUAGCUUUCGCGCAAACCUUGCCAGUCAUACUGUUCCGUUGGGUACCACAAUUCACCUCACCUUUCUUGUCAAUGUUUGACACAUCCUCUUCAUAAACUGUACCAAGGGUACACUCCAUCUGCA